Leptopilina boulardi is the source of this 1018-nucleotide messenger RNA. RefSeq lists its product as uncharacterized. The record is from RefSeq and is a predicted model, not a curated record. The transcript is spliced from 3 exons. Lineage: Eukaryota; Metazoa; Arthropoda; Insecta; Hymenoptera; Figitidae. Bases 41 to 388 code for a protein of 115 amino acids.
UAAGAGAAAACUAGCUGUUUUAUUACUGCAGAAAAUAAGUAUGUGUAGGAAAAGCAGCGAAAAAAAGAGGAAGUUCCGAGUCCACCCUCUUUGGCAGCAACGUUCGAUACUCGGUGCACACAACUCCUUAGCAAAGGAAAUGGUCAUCUAUGACCCAACAAUGUUAACGAAUUAUAUUCGAAUGUCAGUGUCCACAUAUGAAAAAUUACUGCUGAAAGUUGGAAGUAAAUUGGAAAGCUGUCCUACCAGAAAGGAUAUAAUUACUCCAUCUGAAAAAUUGAUGGUAACUUUAAGGGACAACCUGAUACUGGAUCAGAUUAUUUUAAUUAUAAGGGAUUCCACAGCAUUGUUCUUCUUGCGAUGGCAGAUGCUAAUUACAUGUUUUUAAUGGUAGACGUCGGAGGAAAAGGGCGACAGAGUGAUGGUGGCAUAUUAAAUCAAUGUCAAUUUUUAAAGCUGUUAAGGAAAACAAUUUAAAUCUGCCACCACCAAAGUCACUGUAUGAAGGUGGUCCAAGAAUCCCACAUGUGUACAUUGGUGAUGCUGCUUUCGAAAAUAGUAUACAUUGCUUAACACCAUAUAAAGGAGCGAAAAGUGGCAAUCUUUCUAUAGAUCAGAACGUGUACAAUUACAGACUGAGCAGAGCACGACGUGUCAUAGAAAAUGCUUUUGUCAUUUUAGUUGCCAAGUGGAGAAUUUUUAGGACUCCCAUUUUGAUUAAUAUAGAGGUAAUAAAAUUAAUUGUCUUAGCGACAGUUUGUCUACACAAUUUUAUUAUCAGAGAAGAAAAAAAAUUGCCAGAGGAUUUGCAAAAAUACUGUCCUGCAAACUCUGCAGGCCAACUUGGAUGUUUGGAAGACACUGCUUUGCAACCUUUGGUCAUUCCUCAAACAAAACUGACCAACAAAAUCUUGCCAGAACGAUUAAAAAUCACUUUAAAGAAUAUUUUAUGGGUCCAGAAAAAGUUCCGUGGCAAAAUAGAGCCGUUUUUGAAGAUGAUUGAGAAAGUAUGUGUAAA